Molecule: messenger RNA, 3621 nt
Organism: Paramisgurnus dabryanus
Lineage: Eukaryota; Metazoa; Chordata; Actinopteri; Cypriniformes; Cobitidae
Gene: bean1
Product: brain expressed, associated with NEDD4, 1
Source: RefSeq, a predicted model, not a curated record
AAUUAUCCACGUCGUUUAUUCAAUGCAAGGAGGAUCAGACAGUGCUGCGAGGAUCUGUUACCCUAUUACACAGUCUCUGUAAUGAAGCUGCGUGGUCGACAAAGAAACCGUUCUCGCUUCGAUAUUAAAUCGGCGUUUGUUUGAGCAUCUCUGUGGGAUGGUUUUGUUUCACUGAUCUUUGGCACACAUGCGUGCGAUAUCGCGACAGAUGUAGGGACGUAAAGUAAGGUAACUACAUGCGCAGCAUCGAGGAAACGCUCGCGCCUAAGAGAGGCUUUUACAUGGUGAAACUCAGUUGCUAUCACCCAUCUGGGCUUUAAUGCAGUACGAGAAAGACUGAUUUUAAGUUACAUGGGGCUGUUUUCUUCUUUGCAUGCGGAUGAGAACAUCACCUAUUGCAAAAAGAGAACGUCCAAUUUGGAUCUUAUCUGGUCAACUAUUUAAGAUGUCACAAUAAGAAAGACUGAGGCAGGGAUUACAUGUUGAGGAAAUUGAUUUGCUCAGUGAGCUCAAACCAGAGCAGUCAGGCUCAUGAGUACCCAGACUGCCAAGAAGGGGUCAGUGAAGCCAGCCUGCUGGUGUCCCCUUUGGUGGUGGCCGGCAUUGUCAUCGGCCUGGUGCUCUUUCUCUCUUGUGUCACCAUCAUUGUGGGCAGUCUGCGCAAAGACAGCCGACUUCGCAACCCCCACCUGCGUGCAAGCUACGCUCCAGAUAGCCUCUCAUAUGGUGGCUCUAUUGGAGAGCUGAGGUCCACUUGCAUUGAGGACUUUCCCCCUCCAUUUGACUUUGAUUCCUAUAUGGAGACCCUGUCUCAUGUCAAUGUCAUGUACCCAGACUCCCCACCUCACUAUGAUGAAUGUGUCGGACCAGGGACCCAGCUGUAUGUUCCUACAGAUGAUCCACCUCCCUACUCCCUCACAGACCCGUGCCGGGGGGAGCUGACCUCAAACAACUAUAGAGAGAUGGAAGAUCUGCCUGCUGGUGCUUGCUGGGUAUCAACAAGCAGCUCUUCCCAUUAUCCAACCAGACUACAAGACUUAAGGCACCAGCCAGUCCCCUCUAUCUCUCUGUCAGCCUCACCUUUAGAGGAGGCUCCCCCAUACGAGGCAAUAGUGAGUGAACAAAACCAGCCCCUCCCCCUGAUGCCCCUGGAUCUGCUCAAACACACAAGAGAGGGCAGCAGUCACCAGGACACUGUUCCCCAUAGGAUCCUGUAAUCCCUGCCUCUUUGGCACACUCAUGUAUCACCUGUACCAAACCAGCUUUUAGAGGACUCCUUUUGCUUGCCUGCAGUCUCCUGCUUGAUAAGACUCAAUAGAAAAGCUGUGAACUCUGAGCUGAAAUAGACACCUGCAGAAUCCCACAAUUACCUCUUACGUCAUCAGACAGACACGGCUUUUAGACACUGCAUUAUUUGUUUCAUACAUCACAAAGGGAGCCACCAUGACAGCACAGGGCUAUCUACAACUUUGCAUUUAUGUGUAUCGUCUUGCUAAUAUUCUUCUGUAUCAUUAAGAUAUUUGUGAUCCUGGACCACUAAAACAGUAAAAAAAAUACAUAAUCUGAAAGCUGAUUAAAAAAAACAUUUCAUUGAUGUAUGGAUGUAACAAUAUUUGGCCAAAAUACAAUUAUUUGAAAAUCUGAACGUGCAAAAAAAUCAAAAUAAUGAGGAAAAUCGCCUUUAAAGUUAUCAAAAUCAAGUCAAAUGCAUCCACUCUAAAGAAUAAAGUUUUAAUAUGUUUAAUUUUCAAAAACUCUCCAUAGAAGAUAUUUUGACAUCUUUACAGUAAUUUUUGGUAUAAAAGAAAAAUAUAUGAUUUUGCCCCAUGCCAUGUAUUUUUGACUUUUGCUACAAAUAUAAAUAAAACAUAUUACACUUGGUUAUCUGUAAACAUGCACUGAGACUUGCACUCAAAUUCAUUAAAUCAGUUCCCAUCAGCUUAACAAAUAUACUGUGUUCUUAAUGGUUAAAAUCUAUUUAAGUAUAAUAUGACACAUUUCUUUUUAGUAUUAAAGAGUGUGUGCAUCCAUGAGGACAUUUCUUUUAAAUUGUUAUUACCUUUAUUUAUUUCUGUUUUCAGUUAUAGUUUGUUUUACUUUGUUGUAAUCAAAAACUUUUUCAAUAAUAUUUUGUAAAUUUCAUAAAAUAACCUGCAUAAAUGAGAAACUACAUGCAAUUUGAAUGUUAUUAUAAAAUCUGAAUGCUACUUCAUACAUUUUUCUUUACAUUAUAGCACACAGAUCACUGUGAAUUCUUUAUAUUUUUCUUUAUUGCUUUUUUGAAAUCUCCUGGCAAAGUUGAUUAUUAAUUAUUAGGAGAAUGUAUGUGAUAAGUUUGAUAUCCAUGUAUAUGACCAUACUUAAAACAAUAGUUAGAAAGGGCUAUAUAGUUGUAAUUUUGCCAAAGGAUAUAAACAAUAAUUUUACAUUAUUAUUCAAAACUGCAUCAAUGUUGUGUACAUUAUAAUACAAGAAAUAAGCCUGUUGAGUAGCUCCAUGGAAGAGUUACUGUAGCAGUGAUGUCAAUAAAAAACCACAAAGUUUUGUCAUAAAACCACAAAUUCAUAGUAUCACAUUUAUUGUAACACAAAGGCUUCCCUCCACAUGCAUGUUUCUGAUAUACAAUGUGCCUAUUAAUGUGCCAGGACUGUUAGAUUGCAUUACACUGAUCAAAUAAAUUUUCUUACCAUUAGUUUUUUUUCCUUUUCUUUUUUAGUACUGUGAUUGGGUUUGUCUUUUUAUAUCACAUAUAAAAUAUAUAUAGGUUUAUACAUUUAAAAAAAUAUAUAAAGUUUCCCAGAAAUAAAACUGCAUGGCACAACAUGGCCUCUCUCUUAAUACUUUACCACGCAAAAGUAUGUACUUAGAAAAAAGGGCCUAAAAGAGAUAUAUGAAUGAAUAUGAUGCACAAGUAGUGAACAACAUCUCAAAACUGAAAUUAAAAUUCAAUGUCCCUCUACUACUUUUUAUAUUCUAGUUCAAAUAGAUGUUGCACUUAGCUCCUUAGCAUAUUAAUACAAUAAUGGGACCUUUGAAGUAGCAUUAUAUGUUAUUUUUGUAAAUGUCUAUCAUCUCCACCUGUUAACAUAUUUCUAUAAAGGCAGGAGUUGUGGUCAAUGCCUUAGACAAAGCUGGUGGUUUAAAAUUUCGAUCCUAUAUCAAAACUAAAGGUGUAUUAGCUGUUGUCACUUCGCUGUUUGCUAUUGUGUCUGUACAGCCAUCAUUUUAACUCAUCUGGUACAUCAUAUUUGUUAGCACAAUACUGUAGCAAUUCUAUGUGCAUCAUAAUGUAACUUUUUAGGGGUAAUGGAACUGUAAUAGUAAUCUUUCUAAACUAGCUUGUGUGCUACACAAUUUCACAGUUUCUUUAGACCAAAUUAUGUGCAAAUGUAUUUAAGUCAUGCUAUAUAGAAAUUGGUUAUUUGGUUAAGCACCUUUGCAUUAAACCCCAUUAUAAAGCUUGAGUUUUAUGUAAUACAUCUGCAUCUCAGUUGUGUUAUUUCUUUGUCCCAAUGUUGUACCCAGCUUUUGAAAGUAAUCAUGCUGUUUCAUAAAACUGCAGAUGUUGAUGUUGGUUUUGUAUUAGUUUAUUCCUUUAGGUAUUUUCUGAAAGAAAUAAAA